This is a messenger RNA of Neoarius graeffei (lesser salmon catfish), 8811 nucleotides long. It is a transcript of the gene dop1b, whose product is annotated as DOP1 leucine zipper like protein B. Gene Ontology annotation, cellular component: endosome; trans-Golgi network. The record is from RefSeq and is a predicted model, not a curated record. Gene Ontology annotation, biological process: Golgi to endosome transport. The transcript has 39 exons. Bases 269 to 7177 code for a protein of 2302 amino acids. NCBI's taxonomy places the organism in Eukaryota, Metazoa, Chordata, Actinopteri, Siluriformes, Ariidae.
GGAUCCAGCAACACGGCUGCGUAAAAUCAGCUGAGUGCGGAUUCCGGUUUAGUGUGCGGUGUCCGGGCUUGGAAAUCAUCUCCUUCUGUUCGCGGUUUGACGCAUGUGUCAGGUGUUAUGUCUUAAAGUAUUUAUAUCCUCGUUUACCAUGCUCAUUUAGGUCAUUUCCAUUUAGAAAGUUGUUUUUUGGAGCAAACAGUGCUCGGGGAUCAGGUCCUGUUUUUCCUGCAGUAGACACACACUGAGUAUGUUAGGACCACACUGAAGCAUGAUGGACCCCGAGGAGGCAGAACUCCAGAAUGACUACCGUUACCGUAGUUAUGCAGCUGUCAUUGAGAAGGCGUUACGCAAUUUCGAGUCUUCCAGUGAAUGGGCUGACCUCAUCUCUUGUCUUGGAAAACUCAAUAAGGCCCUCCAGAGUAAUCUGAAAUACUCUCUGUUGCCGAGGCGGCUGAUCAUUGGAAAGAGAUUGGCUCAGUGCCUGCACCCGGCUCUGCCCAGCGGCGUCCACCUCAAAGCGCUAGAGACUUAUGAGAUUAUCUUCAAAAUCAUUGGCACAAAAUGGCUGGCAAAAGAUCUAUUUAUCUACAGCUCAGGAUUGUUCCCCCUGCUCGGCCAUGCAGCAAUGUCGGUGAAAAUGGCUUUGCUGGCCCUAUAUGAGCGCUAUUUCCUGCCCCUGCAGAAAGCUCUGCUGCCAAGCCUGCAGGCCUUCAUCAUGGGCCUGCUGCCUGGCUUGGAGGAGGGCCUGGAAGUCUACGACAGGACCGAUGCGCUGCUGUUGAAGUUGUCCCUGCUGAUGGGCCAGUCAGUGUUUUAUGGGGCGCUGUGGGGCUCAGCACUGGUCUCCCCGCUUGUGCGGCUCCCUGCUUCACUCUUCAUCGUCACGCACUUUGACCGCAUGGCCACCAGCCGUGAGCAGAAAUAUAUGCUGGGCAAUGACCACAGACUAGCUGUGAAGGCGACCUGUCUCUCUCUACAGGACACUAAUGUACUGGUCCAGCGAAACAUGCUGGAGAUCCUCCUCUACUUCUUUCCUUUUGCAGCAUGUCUGGACCCAGUGACGUGUUCCGUUCCUCUUAAACGGGAAGAGGUGAUCACAGUGGUGUCUGCUGCGUCACUCACUCUGCUCAGGAGAGACAUGUCACUCAACCGGCGUCUCUAUGCAUGGCUUCUAGGCUUGGAUAUUAAAGGGGGAAUGGUGGCACCAAAUACAAGCUUGUACACUACAGUAGAAGAACAUACUGCAUACUACUUUAACACACGUUCCAGAGAGCUACUGGUGCAGGCCCUAGUGAAUAUCCUGCAGCAGAAAGACAUAGAGAAAGACCCAGAUAACAUCAUGAAUUAUCUCAGACCAUUCCGCAUUCUGAUCAGUUUACUGGACAAACCAGAGAUUGGGCCACUGGUCGUGUCCGAUGUGUUGUUGGAGGUGAUCAGGGCUUUUUACAGUUACUGUAGAGAGUUGCUGGGAGAGGAGUUGCUUAACUCCAGUCAAUCUGGCAACCAGCUCACAAGUAAAAUCAAAGAGAACAAAAAUGUUUCUGAGAUCAUAAAGACGGUCAAUAUGUUGGUGGGAGCAAUGAGCAGUGAAUACCUUUGGGACUACAUGACCAAACGCUUCCACACCUGUCUCAGUGGAUUAAAGGACCGUGCAGGGACGUCUUCAGCUAAAGCCUGGAGUCCUUCUCCAUCAGUGACUGAGCUCUCAACGCUCAUCAUCUUCCUUCUUGAUGUUAUCCCUUUGGAGCUUUAUGCUGAAAUCCAAACACAGUACCUGCCCCAGAUGCUGGGUAGCAUGCUGCAGUCUUUGUAUGCUCACAUGGCAUCUCUCAGCCUGGCAGAGCUUACACAGACACUUAGAGCAUGUUUUAAAGUUCUGAGUAAGAUCCAGAUGCCUGUGAGCUACAUGGACAUGGAUGUGGAAGCACAGACACAGGAUGUAAAGGCAACAAAGCAGGUUGCAGUGAUGGACAUAAAGAACAAUGAGACUGAUAACCAAACCAGUGACAAUAAAAUUCAAGAAGAUGAAGUAGCCAUAAAUGGACAGGAUGCACAAGACAUGGGACCUGAAGUGGUCAUGUUCCCAUCCCUCCGCUCUGAAGACAGUGGGCUGGGCCUCAGUGCCUCGCCUUCUGAUCAGCAGCUUCCCCCUGGCCGUGAGUCAUCCAGCCUUGCGUCAGGGGUUGGCACAAAGGCGGAGGAUGUGUGGAGGAAAGGAGGGAGCAUGGAAAACAUGUCCAAGUGCAUACAAGACAUACUGGCAUCUCUUAUUAGAAGGCACUUGGUGGUGGUUGUAAAUCCAGAAAAGCAGAAGGGACAGGAGGAGGUGAUUCAGGCCGAGCAGCGUGCCUCUCAGCGAGGCAGGACACGCUCUUCAUCUGUGCUUGAAGGCAGCCGAGACCUGGGGCUGAUCAAAGACAGACUGGCGGAGUUCUUUAUCCCUGGGAAGCUGCGAGACCAAUUUCCCUUUAAUGACAAAGGGAAAUGCUGUGGACAUGCACUCCUUCAGUGGACAGAGGGAUUCCAGCCAAGGGGGAAAGGAGAGAUUGGUGAACCCUGUCGACAUGCCUUUACUGCUGCCUGUCACCUCUUGCUGGAGAGCACAACUUUCCCUGUCUACUACACAGAAAAGGAGAGCCAAGAGCUUCACAGCAAAAUGUUCGAGGCCACCACAGAGGGCAGCCUUCCUGAGUGGCUGAGAUCCUUGAUGGCUCUAUGCUGUAUUUCGAAAGACUACCAGGUUCAGCAUGUGGCGAUUUCCUCUCUUCUGGAGCUGAUAAACCACUCGCAGUCUUUAGCGCUAGUCAUCCAGGACAAGAACCAACGCUAUAAAAAAUCAGAAGCAAACCCUCUGAGUGGACAGCUACAGAUGGUCACGUUGCCUCCCAUCUAUCCAGCAGUACUUAAAACUAUGGAGCUACGCACAGACUUUUACCAGCGGGCAGCUCAGGUGCUGUGGGCUCAGCUGGACACCGAACGCAAAGAGCAACAUAUUUCAUGUGUGGAGCUUUUCUAUCGACUGCACUGUCUGGCGCCAUCCACAGCCAUCUGUGAGGAUAUAAUCUGCAUGGCCUUGCUGAGCAGAGACAAGGUUGUGCGUUUGGAAGCUCUUUACAGAUUCUCUGUUUUGUGGCACUUGAUGCGGGAGGUCCAGAUGAAUCGCAGCGCAUCUCUGAACCGCUCCUUUGACAGGUCUCUGUUUGUGGUGUUGGACAGUCUAAAUAGUCAAGAUGGUAGCAUCAGUGCAGUUGGGCAGAGCUGGCUGGUGCGAGCUCUUUCUCUUGGUGAUGUUGUCCGCAUCUUGGAGCCUGUUUUGCUCCUUCUGCUGGACCCGAAGACGCAGAGAACAGCCAUUCAGAAUGUCAAGCGCAAUCUUUCAAGUGGUAAUUGGAAUACAUUAAGUUACAGAGACAGGACCAACAUUAAGAGCACUGGAGAUGGUAUGAUGAACCAACCAGAGGACAGCAUGCUGGCUCACAUUGCUAUGGUAGAUCGUGAAGCUUUAUGGCUUGACCUGCAGCGUGAUCCAGUGCUUCAUGGAAUGCCCUCAGAUUCCCUUGCAAUGUCUCGCAGUGAAAGCGAGGAGACUGAUGGAGAUGAUAACGAGGCCGGAGAAGAGGACAGCGAGCACACGGAGUCGGCUGACACAACUGGAGCCCAGAACUCCACAGAGAGCUCGAGUUCAGGCUCCACCCCUUACCUACAGCGGCCUGCCGAUGGGGAAGGCAUUGUGGUCAAUGGCUUGAAACGGGGGGACUCGGAGCGUACGCAAGCUUCUGAUUCACUAUCAAGUGAUGAGGAUGAUGGGCAACUGGAGGCCCUAGCUAAAUCCCGUCUCUUGAAGCAGCAACGUGAGCGACAAGAAGCAGUGGAUUCGCUGUUCCAACAUGUUCUGCUUUACCGGCAGACAUAUGAAAGUGGACGGGUUCUGUAUGCCUUUGCAGUGAUGGAAACGCUCUUGAGGAGCAGCGCAGGUCCAUUUGUGGAGGCGUUAAGUAACACCGCUUUGGACUGCAGCUCCACUGCCCACCUGAACCUUAUCCAGAACCUAUUACAGAGACAUCGGCAAGCCCAGGAGGGUGGCAGUUUCUAUGGCCCUCUUCAGAAUUCCACCCCUCCCAAAACUGGCACUCCAGAGCAGUCACCCUCCUCUCCUCUUUCCUCUCCCUGUUCCUCCUUAUCUCCUCCCACUUUCCUUCUGGAGAUCCUGACAUGCCUCUGCUUACGGUUCCUACGCUCCUACUUCCCUUCUUAUGCUAGUGUGAAUGCCCGUCAUGUGCAGGCAAACCGGGAGGUGCAGGUCAAGAGUGUGGAGGUGCUGACUGCGCUGGUGGAGCAGCUACUGACGGUGGCCCAGCAGGCCCAGACAGGGGAGUCUGGUGCCAGUGAAAUCUUGGAAGCCAUACGUAAUCUUCUGUGGGGCAGCAGGUUGCAGCAUUAUGUCCUCCUUAUGCUCGCCAAUUCCAUGUAUGUCUGCCAGCGUUCAGAUGCACCUGUCCAAAACCUACUGACUAAAGAUGAGCAGGGUGAUGUAGAAGUCUCUGAAGAGAGCCUGGUUCAUUGUGGGCGAGAUGAAAGUUGGUCUGAACACCCGAUUCAGAUUGCCCUCCUGAAGCUGCUCAAGGUUCUUAUUGUACUAGAACAUUGUGUAUCUCCAACACAUUCUAAGAAACUUGCACAAGGAGAUGCCCAGUUCCAGAAGUCUCUGGAAGAUAUCCCUCCUUCUGCCCUAGCACAAGAGUGGCACACUGCAGUAAUGUUCCAGCAGUCCAUCAAAGCUGUUCGCUAUGUGGCCAGCCAAUCCAUUACAGCACAGGGCAUGUUUGUGUCAGCAGCAGCCCAGGCUCUGUGCCCACAGUAUGGCUUUGCCAUGCACCCAGCUUGGGUGACAUUUCUUUGCGAGGUUCUACCUUUCCUUGGCCGCUCGCUAGCCAUCAUUGUGGCUCCCAUCAUCACCCAGAUCUGCAGAAACCUAGAUGAGCUUGUUAAACAGCAUGAGCAUGACGGAUUCAAGGCUACUCAUGGCAAUAACCUCAAGAAGGAGAACAUUGCACCUGAUUAUCCUCUCACUCUGCUGGAGGGGCUUACUGCAAUUACACAUUACUGCCUCCUGGAACAGAAGAAGUCUGCAGGUUGUGAUGCAACGGACAUGCGAAAUGCCUGUAAUGCCAUUAUGGAGCAGUUUCCUCAUAUGAUCAGCACCAUGGCCUUACUUUGGGGUGUAGUCAAGGGUGCUGACUCGGCUUACAGCAGCAAAUCUUCCUCCACCUCUGUCUGUUUCAAAAGCAUAAAGAUCCUGAAACAGAAGGUUCUGGGACUCCUGAUGCCGUUGACUCAGCAGUAUGGGGCACAAGUCAUGGCCUCUGUGGCUGCUGUAUGGAACAGUAGGCGGAGCCGAAAGAGACACUCCAAAAACAAGAUUCUGCCAGUAGCCAGUGAUUCCCAUUUGACAAUAGUAGAGUUGGUAAAAUCGGUGAACACACUCCGCACCGACACCAUUUUGCAGCUCAUCAGGGAGGUUGUGAAGAAACCCCACCAAAUCAAAGGAGACCAGCAAAGGCCAACCCUAGUUGAUGUACCCAUGCUACAGUUCUGUUAUGCCUACAUGCAGAGUCUUCCUGCUCAGGAGCUUCAGGAAAACAUUAUGGCUAUCCUCUCUCUACUUAAAGAUUCUGUGCAGCUUAAUCUUGCCCCACCUGGCCAUUUCCUCCUUCUUGGCAUCCUGAAUGACACUGUGAAUCGAUUCCCCACCAUGGACAACAAGAGAGAUUCCAGAGAACUGCAGGAAGUGACCCAGAGAAUAUUGGAGGCGGUAGGAGCUGUUGCUGGCUCAUCUCUAGAACAGACCAGCUGGCUGAGCCGUAACCUGGAGGUGAAGGCACAGCCUCAGAUCUGCCUGCAGGAGGAUGAAGAGGAGCCUGAAGGCAGUGAAUUCUAUGAGCCUGUUGGCCAAGGUAAUGCUAUGGUGUCAUCUUCAGCUCCAUCUGUGUUCAGCGUACAAGCUCUGGCUUUGCUGGCUGAGAUUCUAGCCCCUCUUCUGGAUAUGGUAUAUCGCAGUGAUGAGAAAGAGAAAGCUGUGCCUCUCAUCUCCCGCCUCAUGUAUUAUGUCUUCCCCUAUCUGAAAAACCACAGUGCCUAUAAUAUGCCCAGUUUCAGUGCAGGGGCUCAGCUGUUGAGCAGCCUAAGUGGUUAUGCCUACACUAAACGUGCCUGGAAAAAGGAAGUGCUGGAGCUCUUUAUGGAUCCUCUGUUCUUCACUAUGGAUAUGUCCUGUUUCUGCCACUGGAAAUCCAUCAUAGAUCAUCUGCUUACACACGAGAAGACCAUGUUCAAGGACUUAAUGAGCAUGCAGAGCAGUUCUUUGAAGCUGUUUAACAGUGCUGAGCAGAGGCCCAUGUUACUAAAGCGUCAGGCAUUUGCAAUGUUCAGCGGUGAGAUGGACCAGUACCACCUCUACCUACCUAUAAUACAAGAACGUUUGACAGAGAACCUGCGGAUGGGACAGACCCCAGUGGUGUCUGCUCAGAUGUUCCUGAUGUUCCGUGUUCUGUCAUUGAGAAUCUCGCCACAGCACCUCACCUCCCUCUGGCCCAUCAUGGUGACUGAACUGAUUCGUAUUUUUUCAAGGCUUGAAAAGGCUCUGAAAGAGGACAAAGAUGUUUCAAAGAAUAAGCGAGGUGGUCAGGAGAACAACAACCUGAGGGCUUUUUCGCAGGCAGAACUGGACAUGUAUCUAUCAGCCUGCAAGUUCUUGGACGCUGCUAUAUCUUUUCCCCCUGAGCGCAUGCCUCUGUUCCAAAUGUAUCGCUGGGCAUUUGUGCCUGAAGUUGAUGUCGACAGUUACGAUGGUCCAGGUAAUACUCUGCUGGAGGAUGAACAGGAGUGUAAACCUCAUGUGCUCAGGAUACUGGAAGGCCUCCACCAUUGCUAUGGGGAGCUGAAUGGAACAGUGGGAGAAUCUGAAUCCGACUGUAUGGAAUUCCCUCUCCUCACUUUCCACUCAAUUUCGUCCAUCACACAGCUCAUGCCGUUCUUCCAAACCCUUUGCUGCUGUUUCUGCAGCUCAACACCUUCUCCUUAUCCUCCUGCUGAAUACCCACCGUCCAGUGCAGACAGGGUGCUGCAGCGAUUGGAGCUCAUCACAGAGGAAGAGUUUCUGGAUGGUAUGGAUUCUUAAGUCUUAGGCUUUUGGCCAAGCAUUCAGUCUUGGAAUGAGUGCUCUGUUUGAGCUUUCCUAUAGUCUAUCUUAAUUGCUUGGUGAGCAUGAAAGUCAAAGACAUUGUAAUGCAAGUUGUUAUUGUGAUGUCUGUCGUAAUGGAACAUUUUUUUUGUAAUAUCAUAGUUUGAAGUAGUGAUCACAGAAGGAUUCAAGUUCAUUAUGUCAGUUAAUUGCUUUUAUGUGAAUAUUUUGUAAUUUAAUAAAGAAAAUACUGUGGAUUUAAUAUGAGCAAUUAGGUUCCCCCCCCCAGCCAUAAGUACUGCUCAAAUCAUAUCUGAGACUCAAAUUUGAGCUAUUUGUAAUUGAUUGCUUAGCACACAUUAAACAAGGUUUGAGGUUUCACAUUGCAACAGGUGCAUACUGCUUUUGUGAAAUUAUUAUUUUUUUAAAUGUGCAAACUAAAGCAUUGUGACAUUUAUUUCAUGUGACAUUGGUUUUCUCUAACAUUCCAUAACUAUGGGUUUAAAUGGAGCUAUACAUGUAAUCUAGUGGAAAAACACACACAAAGCUCAAUUUUGGCAUUUCACAGGUUUUUUUUUUUUUUUUAAAUACACAACUUGUAGUUUAACAAGUAUUGAUGACGCAAAUGGAGCAUUGUGGGUGGCUGCUAAAUCCUUAAUCAGGAAUCAAGAUGUACAUGUUACCUUAUUAUACUGUAUAUGGUGCAUUUCAGAGCGCUCUCUCUCGUCCUUCCUUUUAUGGAAGAAUAUUUUAGUUAUUUAUUCCUUUUUCCUUGGACACCUGAUAAAGGACCAUUUCUCUUGAUUUUCACCAAGACCUAGCUUUUAUUGCUUUGUCCACUUGACUGAUUCACCAUCAUGGAAAAAAAGUUGAACAGCUUGGCACAGUGUGGACAUUUCCCUGUUUUGAAAAUACUUGACUAACCCUAUUAACAUCUAGUGAUGUGUAUCAGAGCAGGACAAUCGGAAUACUGUAGCAAACUCCCAGCAUACAGGACUGCAGCAAAACUAUACCAUGUCCAUUUGUUCUGUCCUUUAAGUUUUCUCUACCACUCUAUAUUUCACUUUAAUUCACUGCCUUUAUUCUAAGUGAAAAACGGACAUGUAUUGCAUGCAUUGUUGUGGUUAGAAGUCUGUUCCUUUCUUACUGGAUGCAUUACUUUCCUAUACAGCGCAAAUACAAGGGCACAUUUUAGAUUAAAUGCACAUACUGUAAGAGAAUAUUUAUUCCCAGUUUGUAACCAAAAAAAAAAAUCUGCUUUUUUUUUUUUUUGUGUGUGCAAAUCAAUGACCUAGAAUAAAUGUUAAGUAAGGUCUAUUUACAUAAAAUAUAAGAGCUUUAAAUCUAGCCUCAAAUCUCUAUGGUUUGGGGAUAGCUUUUGGACUAGUAUGGGAAAGUGCCUGAAAGAUACAGUGAAGGUUAUAGGCACAAUGUUGUAAUGCAUCAUAAUUCCAAGUUUUUCUUGUACAUGUACACACAGUCUAUAUGUCUUAAGUAAAUUACACACAAAAUGUUUGUGUGAUGAACUGGUUGGCCCUCUGAUUGCUUUUUAAGCUUAAAUGUGAAUUGAAUGUUUAAGGUGAGCAGUUGGAUUCCUUUUCAAAUAAACAUUUUGCCUUUAUGACCUUGCA